ACGCCGAUGAUAUCUUUGAUUUGCGUACUAUGUACUACGAACUAAGUCUAUUAUUGUAAUUUAUUGCUAAGGAAUGUGUUAAUAAGUUUAUUUUAGUCAGGUUAACUCUAUCAUCACACGUGGAGUCCUGAAAAGUACAACUAUUGAAAUUUCUGGCUAGUUGCCAAUUUUACAUCUGUCAAAGUAGUUUCAGCUUCAAUAAGUAUAUGAACGGUGCGGUUCGAGUGCGCUCGGUUACCAGAGCUAUAUUCAAUUGCCAAUACUAUCAUAAUACAAUCAGAAACAUGCGUUUUAUUAAACUAUCACAAACGGACGACAUAAUGCCCACCGUGGGCUUAGGGACAUGGCAGGCUGAAUCAAACAUUGUAGAGUACGUCGUUUAUAGAGCCUUGGAACUGGGAUACAGGCACAUUGAUACAGCAUUUAAUUACAAUAAUGAAGAACCAAUUGGGAAAGCUAUUACAAAGUGGAUUAACGAUGGGAAAGGUUCCAGAUCUGAUGUGUUUGUUACGACCAAGUUACCUCAUGUUGGAAACAGAGCUUCUGAUGUUAACAAAUUUGUUGAUCUCCAACUUAAUCGACUUGGUCUGAGCUAUAUAGACUUAUACCUAAUACAUGUACCAUUUACUUUUAAAUGUGACCCUAAGACACUCACCCCAGUUGUGAAGAGAGAUGGAGAAUACGAGCUAGAUACAACAACGGAUCAUGUUGAAAUAUGGAAGAAACUGGAAGAAUGCCAACAAGCAGGACUUAUUCGUAACAUUGGUUUGUCUAAUUUUAAUCAGGAACAAAUACAAAAUAUUAUAAACUACGCCACAUUCAAGCCUCAAGUAUUGCAAGUUGAACUCCAUGCUUAUUUCCAGCAAUACGAACUGCGUAAAUUUUGCGCUAAGCAUGGUAUCGUAGUGACAGCUUAUGCACCUCUUGGUAGUCCAGGAGCAAAGGAUCAUUUCGUGAAUAAAUACAAGUAUAACCCUAGCGUCUUUCCCGAUUUAUUUUCUUUGCCAGCAGUGCAAGAAAUGUCAAUCAAGUAUGGAAAAACUCCUGCUCAAGUCUUACUUCACUUUUUAGUUCAACAAAAAAUUGUUGUAAUACCAAAAAGUACAAAUACUCCAAGGCUCAAGGAAAAUAUUGAUAUUUAUGAUUUUGAGAUAUCUAAAGAUGAUAUGGAAAUUUUAAUUAAGCUGGAUAAAGGAGAAAAGGGAAGAAUUUUUAACUUUUUGUUUUGGAAAGGUGUGGAGAAUCAUCCUGAAUAUCCAUUCAAGCAUUUGGUCGACGCUAAGGAAGGCGAAGCUUGAAAGGGAUUUAAAAUUAUUAUUUUAGCUGUAAUUUUAGUUAAUCAAUGAUUCUAGUCAAGCAAGUACCUCCUGUUUUUAAGUCAAUAUCACGCCUUUUUACGUCUGUUAUUCUUCUGUACACUUGUAACUACGAAUUGUGUUUACGCAUUAGUUUACGAUAGUGAAUUAUUUAUUGAAUAUGUAUGCACACUCAAGUGCUAUAACAAACACUUAGCCUUAACACCAACAUGUGUAAUAAUCAGUAAAACUGAUUUCCUUUAAAUGCUUAAAGCAAAGGACCAUUGACGUGUGAUCUCUGGUAAUAUAAUAAAAAUAAAUACAAUUACGAA
Molecule: messenger RNA, 1627 nt
Organism: Trichoplusia ni (cabbage looper)
Lineage: Eukaryota; Metazoa; Arthropoda; Insecta; Lepidoptera; Noctuidae
Product: 1,5-anhydro-D-fructose reductase-like
Exons: 6
Coding region: 207-1298 (363 amino acids)
Cellular component (GO): cytosol
Molecular function (GO): aldose reductase (NADPH) activity
Source: RefSeq, a predicted model, not a curated record